This is a messenger RNA of Owenia fusiformis, 312 nucleotides long. Lineage: Eukaryota; Metazoa; Annelida; Polychaeta; Sabellida; Oweniidae. The record is from the annotation of a GenBank genome assembly.
AACAUCGCAAAUUAUUACUCAAUAUGAGGCUCUGUGCUCACUGACUAAACCGCUAGAUGCCACCGACUGCAGCCACGCUACACUACCAGACAAUCUUAGUAAAAAUAGAUCAAAAUUAAUCUUGCCAUUGAAUCGAACAAGACCAUUUUUGCGGGGUACAUUUGAUGACAGAACUGAUUACAUAAAUGCAGUAUUUGUCAACGGCUUCAAACACAAAGAUGCCUAUAUCAUUACCCAGAUGCCACUGGAGAACACUGUUGUUGAUUUAUACAGACUGUUGAGAGAUCAUCAAUCGCAUACAGUUGUUAUGCU